This is a messenger RNA of Alnus glutinosa, 2342 nucleotides long. RefSeq names its product vacuolar cation/proton exchanger 3-like. Gene Ontology annotation, biological process: intracellular calcium ion homeostasis; calcium ion transmembrane transport. NCBI's taxonomy places the organism in Eukaryota, Viridiplantae, Streptophyta, Magnoliopsida, Fagales, Betulaceae. The transcript has 12 exons. Gene Ontology annotation, molecular function: calcium:proton antiporter activity. Gene Ontology annotation, cellular component: plant-type vacuole membrane. Bases 425 to 1807 code for a protein of 460 amino acids. The record is from RefSeq and is a predicted model, not a curated record.
AUCACGUCUGAUAAUAGAAUAUGUAGCCGGCAUUAAUGGCGGGAUACCGAGUGGCUGUGGGACAAGGAAUGUGUUAUUUUCCUCUUGUUUUUUAUCAAUCAAACCGCUUAAUGCCCAUAAUAGCUGGUCACUGUUUCUUGAAUGAAUCGUAGUCAUUCCUCCAGAUUUCCGGUUUCCACCUUUGCCUCUCUGAAUAUCAUUACUGCAAAUAUUCUUUUUGGUUGAUUGUUUUGGUCUGAACCUACAAACUCACCUCUCAAUUUGACCAAAAACAAAAGAAAUAAAAUUUGGGUUUGAUCCUGCAUUUGUUGAAUUGUCACAAGGUCAGUUUGUUUUGCAGCGCAGAACGUGACUGAGCAGUAAUGCCCGUGCUCGGAGAUGGAACUCUCAUAGUCUCUUUGUUAUUUUGGCCUAGAUACACCUCAUGGAUAAUCACGACCACAACGACGACAACAACAAAACGCCAAUGGUUCGGAUCCAAUCCACUGUAGAGAUGGAGUCGUUUGAAGAAAGAUCGGUUGAGUUUGAGGAUGAGAGCUUAGAGAGUCCUGCAUCAAUUGCUAGAAAGAAACAUUCUUUUCAUGCGGCUCCGCAUAUAUCCGCCGGUGGUUCAGACCAUUGUUAUGCAGAAGAAAUUAUCAGGAAUAGCGUGAUAGAUAGCAUAAAGAUCGUAGUCUUCUCAGCCAAAAUCAACUUACUCAUGCCUUUUGGCCCUCUAGCAAUCUUGGUCGAUAAAUUGUCUGGAAAUCACAGUUGGGUCUUCUUUUUAAGCUUACUGGGUAUUAUACCUUUGGCUGAGCGUCUGGGUUAUGCUACAGAGCAGUUGGCUUGGUUUACUGGACCUACAGUUGGAGGUCUUCUAAAUGCUACUUUUGGAAAUGCGACAGAAUUGAUAAUAUCAAUUCAUGCACUGAAAAUUGGCAUGAUACGCGUCGUUCAGCAGUCAUUACUGGGCUCAAUUUUGUCUAACAUGCUGCUAGUGCUUGGAUGUGCAUUCUUCAGUGGUGGACUUGUGUUUUUUGAGAGAGAACAAGUAUUCAACAAGGGAGCUGUUGCAGUGGACUCUGGUUUGCUGUUGAUGGCAGUCAUGGGCCUUCUAUUCCCGGCUGUCCUUCAUUCUACACACACAGAGUUACAUUUUGGGACGUCUGAGUUAGCUCUAUCAAGGUUUAGUAGCUGUAUUAUGCUUGUGGCAUAUGCUUCCUAUCUUUUUUUUCAGUUGAGGAGGCAGAACAAUGUAUACGUCCCUGUUAGUGAGGGGGAGCCUCAGAUUGAAGGGAGUUCAGAUGAUGAAGAAGCUCCAGAGAUCUCUAAGUGGGAAUCAAUAAUAUGGCUAUCAAUUUUGACUGCAUGGAUUUCGGUCCUCUCAGAAUAUUUAGUUGAUGCCAUAGAGGGGGCAUCUGUUUCAUUAAAAAUCCCGAUAGCAUUUAUCAGUGUUAUUCUGCUCCCAAUUGUUGGGAAUGCUGCAGAGCAUGCAGGUGCUGUUAUGUUUGCCAUGAAAGACAAGCUUGACAUAUCUUUGGGAGUGGCAAUAGGCUCAUCAACACAGAUAGCAAUGUUUGGGAUUCCCUUUUGUGUGGUAGCUGGGUGGGUCAUGGGGCGUCCUAUGGACUUAAACUUCCAACUUUUUGAGACAGCCACGCUUUUCAUUACUGUUCUCGUGGUAGCCUUCAUGCUGCAGGAGGGAACUGCUAAUUACUUAAAAGGACUAAUGCUCAUUCUUUGCUACCUGAUAGUUGCUGCUAGUUUCUUUGUACACAUAGACCCUACUUCAGUAGAAGACAAUGCCCCUAAACCAAGUCCCUGAAGCCAUAGGAUUACGAAGUGAAUCUGCUAAAGCUCAAGGUCCACUUAGUUUGUGCUGUGAGGAAGUGAUUUGCACAGACUCCCUAAAACUUAGUCAAUUGUGAGGGACUUUAAGGUGGAUGUUCUGAAGCUAAAGGUUUAUUUUGUCAGUGUAUAGUUUUCCAAGUUGAACUAUCCUGUCUUCCCAGUUUAAGGUGUUGUUUAGUGCACUAUUCUUUCAUGUGGCCGGCGACCGAUUCGUUCUUGUCCCCCGUGGAUAGCUAAAGAAGAGAUGGUUGGUUGUAGGCUCUAGUUUUUGUAUUGGAUUUGAUAGUCAGUCAAAAUGAAGGAAAUCUGGAGGAUACUAGUUUUUCUUCGGUCAUUGAAAGGUUUUGUUAUUAUAUAUUGUAUACACAUUGGAAAUGUAAUCUAGUGUUUUAACAUAGUCAAAAUGGGUUGCCAUUCAGCCUUCUAGCGGAUGAUGUUCCUUGUUCAGGCUUCCAUAUUUUGUACAUGAAUGUUCAUGAUUUAUUUAUUUUUUUCCCGUUUUGGUGUCC